AUGGACAGCCCUUCCCCCGUGGUCGAGCUCGACGUCCACCCAGCGCGCAGACGGACGUCGACCAAGGGCAGGACUCUGACGUCGGCCGCUGCCAAGCCGCCGCCAUGGCGAGACACCAUGCUGCGCUCGAGGCCUGUCCGCGCAUCGCUCUCCGUCUCUGCCUACGCCACCCCGCGCGCUGCGCGCUGCCGUAUCCGGCUGCUUGGGGCUACAUCGCUCGACGACAUUCCCGCUGGCGCCUUCGUCGAGACCGUCGUCGGCUCCUCACGCGCAGUCACUCAAGUCCAGCUUGGGACACCUCUCGACGACGGCCUCGGACUCAGCUGGACACCCCAUGACGUCGGCGCCGAUCUUGAGUUUGAGCUUCCGCACGCUGCAGCCGUUGCCCUCAUCAAGGGCGAGCAGCUCGCUGAGGAUGGUGAUGGCAGCGCAAGCGACGGCAUCGCGCUCACCUUGUGGGGCUAUGGCGGGUCGGCGCCGCCGACCUUUGUGGGCCACGUGGUGCUCCCGUUUGGAGAGCUUGUGGUGGCAGACGACCACAGCGAGGCGACUGAGACUCGGCUCGUCCUCGGCAAGAUGUCGGUCCGGCUUCUCGACUGGCUCUCGCACUCGAUCCUGCACGUGGCGCUGCCCGAGGCCGGUGCCUUUCGCUUCAAGAACACCUCGUACUACCAAGUUGUCCGUGCAAAGGUCCGCGAGCCGCUGCCGCUGCCGUCGCCCAUCUGCAAGCGCGACAACAUCGCGUUUGAGCUCUACACCACCGAGGUGACAUAUGUCAACGGGCUUACCGUCCUCGCGCAGGAGCUCUACGGCCCGCUUCUAGCGGCGGCCGACGCGAGCGCAGGCGACUCGCCGGCGCUCCCGUACGCGCUCCCGGAGAUGAUCCCCGCCACCCAGCUCCGCCUCAUGGCGGCUAACCUUGAACUCCUCCUCCGCGGCCAUCUCGCGCUACUCGACGACAUCGAGGCGCGGAUCACGCACUGGUCGGCGUCGUCCACUCUUGGCGACCUCUUUGUCUCGGCCGUUCCGCUCUUCUCGGCAUACUCCAAGUACUGCGCCGCCACCGAGCUCGCGCUCUCGGUCCUCGCCGCUGCUGAAAAGACAUCGCCGCAGUUCUUCGCCUUUGACCUGCAGUCGUGCCGCUACCACGGCGGCUCCAACUUUCGCGCCCUCGUCAUUCUCCCGGUCCAGCGCAUUCCGCGGUACCGGCUCUUGCUAGCUGACUUGCUCAAGGCCACGCCGAAGCAGCACCUUGAUGUCGGCCCGGUCUCGGCUGCGCUCGCCUCCAUCACCAAGGUGGCGUCGAACAUCAACUCGGCGCUGUCCGCGCAGGCGUCCCGCACUUUUUGCGCCCGGCCGCACUUUUAUCGCCAAGGCCGCGCUCUCGCCAGUCUCGCUCCGCUCCUCUUCUACGGCGUCCUCUGCUCCGACGUGCUCCUCGUCGGCUACCAAGAGUCCAAGAAAAAGCCCAUGGACGUCGUAUACGUCUUUCCGCUAGUCACCACAUGGGUCGAGGACCUCCGCGACCUCGACCCGCAGACCGCCAACAGCCUCUCGUUUGAGCUCUACACCUGCGAGGCCUCACUCUUUGUCUACGUCGACUCGGUGGACGCCAAGGCCACAUGGAUCGCCGCCCUCCGGCGUGCCAUCGCAGACGCCCUCGCCCUGACUGUCGGCCCAGACGAGCCGCUCCCGGAUCCAACGCCCGAGGGGCUUGCCACCCGCCCGGCCGCGCACUUUUACUACGCCGACGGCUCCAUCUACAUGGGCGCGCUCCGCUGCGGGGAGCGCCACGGCCAGGGCACCCUCAUCCAGGCCAACGGCGACCAGUACGACGGCGCGUGGUUCGAGGGCGAGCGCCACGGGCAGGGCCGCCAGUCGUACGCCUUGCCGAGCGCCAAGUUUGCCGUCCUCGAGGGCGAGUUCUUCCACGGCGUCUUCCUCUCGUCCACAGCCUCAGCCACCGUCUCCAUGCCUCUCGCCGGCUCAACGCUGUCGGCCAACUCGCCGUCGCUCUCCAUCGCCUCCAUCGCCUCCCUCUCGCGCGAGCGCCAGGGCUCGACCCUCGCCCCAGUCCCGCGCUCGCUCCUUGCCACGCCCGAGUCCAUCCUCCUUGCCUCGCGCCGCAACCCGCUCCGGGUCCGCCGCGAGGCACUCGACUCGCUGCCGCGCGCUCCUCACCCUGCGCGCCCCGCCCUCGCCAAGGCGCUUGUCGCUGUUCAGGCCAUCUCGCCGUCAUCGGUCGCCCUUGACGACGGCGGCUCAGUCCACGCCCAGCUCAAGUCGUUUAAUGGCGCCGCGCCCAUUGGCCUCGACCCGCCGCCGCUUGUCCUUCACGUCGCCCCGGCCCCGACAGGCGCCGGCGUCUGGAACCUCGACGUCGCCUUUUACACCCACGGCGUCUUUGUCGUCGCCAUCCGCAACGGCUCCCACCUUACAGACGUUCUCUCAUUCGAGGUCAAGCAGCCGCGUCCGCCACCGCACGCCUCGCCGCUCCGCCCCGCACCCGCACCCGCCGCCCCGGCCAAGCCCAUCGUCACCGUCACAGACGUCACCUUUCCGCACCGCCAGGCGCUGCAGGCCCGCUCCCGCGCCCCGCCACCCAAGCCGCCUCCGCCCACCCUGAUCGACGCCUCGUCGGCGCCGGCACUCUGCGGCACAAGACCGCGCGCCGACUCGGUUCACUUUUCGUCGUCGUCGUCGUCGUCGUCGGCCUCGUCGUCCGAGUACUCGGCGUACUCGUACGGCGACCUGUAAACAGGACGCAACUAUGUGCUUCAUUCAGGCGUCGCCACUCGCCGCCGCCGCGUACUGCGCCCGCCGC
This is a messenger RNA of Thecamonas trahens ATCC 50062, 2824 nucleotides long. RefSeq lists its product as uncharacterized. Bases 1 to 2757 code for a protein of 918 amino acids. Gene Ontology annotation, molecular function: guanyl-nucleotide exchange factor activity. Lineage: Eukaryota; Apusomonadida; Apusomonadidae. The transcript is spliced from 2 exons. The record is from RefSeq and is a predicted model, not a curated record.